Messenger RNA from Cucumis melo (muskmelon), 1202 nucleotides. Its product is annotated as probable CDP-diacylglycerol--inositol 3-phosphatidyltransferase 2. The record is from RefSeq and is a predicted model, not a curated record. Gene Ontology annotation, molecular function: CDP-diacylglycerol-inositol 3-phosphatidyltransferase activity. The transcript has 12 exons. The coding region runs from base 405 to 1085 and encodes 226 amino acids. Gene Ontology annotation, cellular component: Golgi apparatus; membrane. Gene Ontology annotation, biological process: phosphatidylinositol biosynthetic process. NCBI's taxonomy places the organism in Eukaryota, Viridiplantae, Streptophyta, Magnoliopsida, Cucurbitales, Cucurbitaceae.
AACCAUAGCCCUAAUUGUGAGUUUGAUUUUAGUACUCAUCUUCUCUCUCUGGGUGUCAGAUUGAAGCUUUUCAUAUGCAAGAUUCCGCCAUUGGAGCCCGACUUACUGACGUUCUCAUCAAGUUGGUCUCCUCGAUUUCUCAAACCCAUUACCAUCUCUCCGUUCUCUCUUUUGCAGCUUCUUUCCCUCUUGGUUCUUUCCUUUCUCCUCUUCCGACUGUUAUUCCGUUGCUUUGCUCCACUGUUAUGCAAAGAAUCCGAAUAAAUAAUCGAUAAAAGGGUAGCCAGCCAGUCAAGGGUUUUAUUUAUCUGCCGACCCGGGCCAGCCUUUUCCCCUUCAGGAGUUAUAAAUUGGUUUCUAGAACAGUUCAUUUGACUCAGUUUUGAAGUCGUUGAGAAACUUCCAUGGCUGAUAAGUUGGUGAGGAAACAAAGUAAAUUGUCUGUGUACCUUUACGUUCCCAAUAUUAUUGGUUAUAUAAGGGUUCUCAUGAACAUUGUUGCCUUUGCUCUAUGCUUCUCAAAUAAAAUAAUUUUCUCAGUCCUCUAUUUUGUCAGAUGGGUGGUGUGCUCGCAAAUUCAAUCAAGUUUCCACGUUUGGGGCUGUGCUGGACAUGGUAACAGACAGAAUCUGCUGUAUCACAGGAUUAGCACUGCUUGUCUACUAGUAAUUCUAUCCCAAGUAUACAGGCCUGGUUUGACUUUCGUAUCAUUGCUUGCUUUGGAUAUUGCUAGCCACUGGCUUCAAAUGUACAGUACCUUUUUGAUAGGCAAAGCCAGUCAUAAAGAUGUCAAAGACAGCACCAAUUGGCUGUUUAAGGCAUAUUAUGGAAAUAGGACAUUUAUGGCUUACUGUUGUGUGUCAUGCGAGGUUCUUUACAUUAUUCUAUUUCUUCUGGCGGAGAAGCAAAAUGAGAAUUUGAUGGAUGUUAUAUUACACUCCAUACAACAAAAAUCAUUCCUCUCACUUUUGGUUGUAAUUAGCUUGUUCGGAUGGGCAGUGAAGCAAGCUGUUAAUGUCAUACAGAUGAAGACGGCGGCAGAUGUUUGUGUGCUUCACGAUACCAACAAAAAACAGAAGCCAUGAUAAUGAGACCUUUGUAAAAUUUGUUUCAGUAAAGAACUCUUGUCUUGCUCCCAUGUCAAAUAGUUUGUAGUUUUAAAUCAUAUUUGUUUCGAAAAUAAUCGAUGCAGUUUCUUCUCA